Messenger RNA from Globicephala melas (long-finned pilot whale), 6154 nucleotides. RefSeq names its product sperm associated antigen 1 (gene SPAG1). Gene Ontology annotation, biological process: axonemal dynein complex assembly. NCBI's taxonomy places the organism in Eukaryota, Metazoa, Chordata, Mammalia, Artiodactyla, Delphinidae. Gene Ontology annotation, cellular component: cytosol. Gene Ontology annotation, molecular function: protein binding. The record is from RefSeq and is a predicted model, not a curated record.
AAGACCAUCGUUUCAGUUACCUCUUCGUGUCCCCAUCAUCUAUAAAAUGGAUGUAAUUUUACCUCUUGCCUACCUGGACAGUUUUAGGAAAAGGUAAAAUAGAUACAAAAUUGCUUUUAAAAGAUCCUUUUGAAUAGUACUCUAUAAAUAUAAAAAUCAGUAAAUCUGAGCUUGAAGCUAAUACAUAACUUGUCCCCUACUAAACUGCUUACCAAUGGCUGUAGACACGCAGGUCCAUCAAAAAUAUCAAUACACGGAAAUUGGUUCAAAUCCAGCGCUGCUACUCAAUUACUGGCCAGUUUAUUUCUUUUGACUUCAGCUUGUCAAAGUCGAGGAAUUAAUGAUAGUUCAGUGCUUUUAGACUCUGAAGCUAUCUUCAGAGAUUGAAGUUAAUGACAUUCAAAACCAGUAGAUGAAAUCAUAAAUGACCAAUUUUAAGAAGAUUAAAAUAUCACAUAAAGUGAGAAAGUGUAAACUGAGAACACGUAAAAACAAGUUGCCUCCUUACGUGUACAAAUACAUGCACAUCCAUCCACCCUCCACCCUCCACCCUCUGCCCAAACUUAAAAGAUUACUGGAUCUGUUCUGUGGGAACGGACAAUAUAGGGACGGGAUGGUGGGAAGCCAGUUAGGGGCCACCUGUAACAGUUCAGGCUAAGAGUAAUGGUGGCUGGGCCAGGGUAGGCGUAGAGGGAGUGAGAAGUAGCUGGUUGUGAGAUAUGUUUUGAAGUUGAAUAGGACUUGUGAAUUGGUUAGUACUUAAGAGCACAGUAAACAGUAUGGACUUUGGCAAAAGGCUUUGGGUCCGUAUUCCCAGAGUGUCCCUUGUUCUAUGUCAGUGACUACCAAGAUUCACUUUCCUUAUUUGUAAAAUGGGCAUGAAAUAAUAGCACCUAUGUCAAAGGUUUGCUGCAAGAUAAAAUUAAAUACUCCAUAAAAACUCUUAAUCUAAUAACUGUUAACACCAUUACAGAAAGUAUUAGCAUUUUCUGCACAGGUGCUUGUAUCAGUCUUAGGAUUAGUCUCAGUUACUGGUCUUGCUGUUUUCCGUACUCUUUAGCUUGCUCAUUGUAGAGUCCUAACCGCUGGACCACUAGGGAAUUCCCAGCUUGCUGAUUGUAAAAUAGAAAUUGCACAGCACUGUCUUGCUGAAAAUUCUUAGUAGCUUCCCAUUUUGAUAAAACGAAAACUAUUGGGAAUAGUAUAUUUGGGAAUAGUAUAUUUGGUAAUAGUAUAGACUCCUUUCCUGCCUCUGUCACCACUUCAACCCACCUCUCAAUCUUGGUUUUAAGGAGAUGUUUGCAGUUCCUUAAGCAGAUAACGGACCUUUUUGCCUGUGCUCCUGCCUUUCUCUCUGCCUGAAAUGACCUGUCUUGUGUUCUUCCCCAGUGUCAGAAUGUCAUCUAGUUGUCUGUAUUAUUGUGGGGAAGUCCAAAACUAUUCUUCCUAAUGUUUUGUAUGUGACCUGUUUUCGCUCUAGAAACUUAGAAUUUUCUUCGCCAGUGUCCUGAAAUUUUGCAGUUUGUGCCUUGGUAUGGGUCUGUUUUCCUUCCCUGUUUUGGUCACUUGGUGGGUGCUUUCAGUCUGGAAACUCAAGCUCUUCAAUUCUGGAAAUUUUUCUUAAAUUGAUAACUUCCUACCCUCAGUAUUCUCUCUAGAUCUUUUAAAUCUAAUAUUAGACCUAACUUUUUCAUCUUUUUCGAUUUCCUUUUUUUUCUUUAUCUGCUCUGUGAAAGAUUUCUUCAACUUUACUUUCUAAUCCAUCUAUUAAUUAUUGGACGCAAUAUCUUUAUGAAGAUGAUAGUGGUAAUUUUCAUUUGCCUGCAUAGUCUAUUUCCUUUGAGUUAGUUUUUAUCCUGCUUGUUUAUCCAGCAUAAUUGUAUAUGUACAUAAUUGUAACCAGAAAAAAACCAAAGUGUGCGUGAAAAGAAAAUUACAGGGCACGUGGAAUUGCAACUCUUAUUUCUCGGCUAACGUUCUUCUGUUCGAGUGAAGCUGGGUCUGCAAGGCCAAUCAGCCGGAUGGCAAACCGGAGACUAGCCUGUCAUCACGCAGAGGCUCUAAUCCCCGCCCCCGGCGGUCCGCCGCAAGCCCUCGGGUGCCACAGUGGGGUGAGUGGGGCGGGGCGACACGCCCCUCCUUGGUUACGAGCCGCGCGACUGGUGGUGUGUGGCUGCGGCUUCCGCAAGGCUUGGGGUCUGAACCAGGUGAGUAUCUGCAGGCCAGGAGUAAACUACGUCUCUCCAUCGCAAUCCCUUCCUCUGGGAGCCGGGGUGGAAGACGGACCCGGAGGAGCAAAUGCACUAUCGGACUGCAGUUGGAGGGAUGUCCUUGUCGGCCGGGGCAACAGCCUGGGGGCCUUCUGUUUCUCGGGGCUGACGGUGGCGGAUGUUGGGGCAGAGCGGCAACGCGGAGGUGGUGGUGCGGCGGGGAGGUUCCCGGGCUCUGGCGGCGGCCACCGGUCCUUGUGAACAAAGCAGAGGAAUGGGGAGAAGUUUCGUAGAGUCCUAAAGUGCCCCUUGACCGUUGCGGGUUGGCUGUAGAACUCCCGGAUCUCAGGCAGUCCCUGACCCGCGCUGUACAUAGAAACCGUUGCUACUGCUGGAGGAUGCCGUUUCCUUCCGGUCUCUGGCUGCAGGUGGCGCCCAGCCCUGUGGAUGCUGGAAAGAACGUGCCUAGGUGGAAGAAAACCAUUUUUCGUGUUACUAGCCCAUUGCAGUUUGUGCUGGAGCCAUGACUGCCAAAGAUUAUCCAUCAUUGUGGGGCUUUGGAACAACAAAAACAUUUAAAAUACCUGUUGAACAUUUGGAUUUCAAGUAUAUUGAAAAAUGUUCAGAUGUUAAACACUUGGAAAAAAUUCUUUGUGUGCUCAGGUCUGGUGAGGAAGGAUAUUAUCCUGAACUUACUGAAUUUUGUGAAAAGCGCCUUUCAGGCUUGGCUCCUGGAAGUAGAGCUUUGAGGAGAGAGAAACCUGCAGCGACAGCAGCCAAUUUCACAGCAGAAGAAUGGGAAAAAAUUGACGGUGAUAUAAAGAGUUGGGUAUCAGAAAUUAAAAAAGAAGAUGAUAAAAUACACUUUCAAGAAAAUGAAACAUUUCCAGCAAUGGAAGAUAAUUUGCCUCCAGUUCGUGGUUCAACCAGCCAUCUUCAUGUUGCCAAGGAAAAAAAUUCUAAAAGUAGACCAGCUAAAAAGAAAAUUCCGAGGGAUUAUGCAGAGUGGGAUAAAUUUGACGUGGAAAAGGAAUGUGCGAAAAUUGAUGAAGAUUACAAAGAAAAAACUGUAGUAAACAACAAGUUGUAUUUGUCUAAAAUUGAGACAAGACUAGAUACAGCAGGUCUAACUGAGAAGGAAAAGGAUUUUCUUGCUAUUCAUGAAAAGGAGAAAGGUAACGAAGCUUUUAACACAGGAGAUUAUGAAGAGGCUGUGAUGUAUUAUACUCGGAGCAUAUCAGUGCUUCCCACGGUAGCAGCCUAUAACAAUCGUGCUCAAGCAGAACUCAAAUUACAGAACUGGAAUAGUGCUUUUCAGGAUUGUGAAAAGGUCUUGGAGUUAGAACCUGGGAACUUAAAGGCUCUUCUGCGCCGUGCCACUACGUAUAAACAUCAAAACAAGCUCCAGGAAGCUAUAAAAGAUUUGAAUAAAGUACUGACUGUUGAACCUGAUAAUGAGUUGGCCAAAAAAACCUUGUUAGAGGUUGAAAGAGAUCUGAAAAAUUCUGAACCUGCAUCUGAGACUCAAACCAAAGGGAAAAGGAUGGUUAUUCAGGAAGUAGAAAACUCAGAAGAUGAAAAUGAAAAGGACAGUGGAAGAAAACAUGAAGAUGGCAUUGCAGAUAACAAGGCCGCGGAGCCGGCGCCUGCCGGGCGCGCCGCCGAGCCGCGCGCCAUGGGCAACAUCCAGAAGAAGCUGACUGGCAAGAGCGAGGGCGGCAGGCGGCCGCAGAGGGGCGCGCCGCGGCGGGGCCGGGCGCCGGAGGCCGGCGCGGACAAGCGGGACCGGCCGCGGGCCCCGGCGACGGCGGGUGGCUCCAAUGGGCACCCGGGCGGCGGGCGGCGCUCGGGGGGCCCCGCGGCCAGCGCGCCCCCUGGUCCCGGCGCGUCCCCCGGACCUGGCGCGCCGCCGGCGCCCGCCGCCCCAGUCGGCCCCGCCGGCCUGAAGAGCCAGGGCAACGAGCUCUUUAAAAACGGGCAGUUCGCCGAGGCGGCUCUCAGGUACUCGGCGGUGAUCGCGCAGCUGGAGCCUGCAGGAAGUGGAAAUGCAGAUGAUCUAAGUAUCUUAUAUUCAAAUAGAGCAGCAUGUUACCUAAAAGACGGAAAUUGCAGUGGCUGCAUUCAAGAUUGUAACAGGGCUCUGGAACUUCGUCCAUUCUCAAUCAAGCCUCUUCUUCGACGAGCAAUGGCCUAUGAAGCUUUAGAGCAGUAUCAGAAAGCUUAUGUGGAUUAUAAAACAGUGUUGCAAAUAGACUGCGGAAUCCAGAUAGCAAAUGACAGUGUUAACAGGAUAACAAAAAUCCUAAUGGCCCUGGAUGGACCAAGCUGGAGGGAGAAGCUGUCGCCCAUUCCUGCUGUGCCCACUUCCGCACAGUUGCGAGCUUGGCGGCCUGUGGCAGAGACGCUGCCAGACCAAGUGGGAGGUUCCUGCAGCCAUCACCAACCGGGCAUCACAGAUGAAGAAAUGUUUAAAACCCUUAAAGAAGAAGGAAAUCAAUGUGUAAAGGACAAAAACUAUAAAGAUGCCCUUAGUAAAUACAGUGAAUGCUUAAAAAUUAACAAGGAAUGUGCCAUUUAUACAAACAGAGCCCUCUGUUACUUGAAGCUGGGCCAGUUUGAAGAGGCAAAGCAGGACUGUGACCGGGCGCUUCAGAUAGAUCUCGGGAAUGUGAAGGCAUGCUAUAGACGAGCUCUUGCUUACAAAGGACUCAAGAAUUAUCAGAAAAGUUUAAACGAUCUCCAUAAAGUUCUCCUACUAGACCCAAAUAUUAUUGAGGCAAAAAUGGAACUGGAGGAGGUAACCAGAACCCUGAAUGUUCAGGAGAAUGCAGCAUUAUUCAACAAAGAAAAGGAGAGAAGGAAAAUUGAGAUUGAAGAGGUGAAUGAAGGCCAGAAAGAGGAGCCUGAAAGGACCUCGGAGGACGUCUCCACUGACUCCCAUGCUUCUGAGAUGGGGGACACAAGCAACGGGCCACGAGAAUUCUAUGAGAAACUACCAAUCCCCAAACCUAACAAUGCCUACGAAUUUGGCCAGGUUAUAAACGCAGUCAGUACUAGGAAAGAUAAAGAAGCCUGUGCACACCUGUUAGCCAUCACUGAACCGAAAGACUUGCCAGUGUUGUUGAGCAACAAACUUGAAGGGGAUACAUUCCUGCUCCUCAUCCAGUCUCUGAAAAAUAAUCUUAUUGAUAAAGAUCCUUCUUUGGUAUAUCAGCAUCUUUUAUAUCUGAGUAAAGCAGAAAGGUUUAAAAUGAUGUUGACACUGAUUAGCAAGGGCCAAAAGGAGCAGAUUAAACAGCUCUUUGAUGACCUCUCAGACACACCAAACAAACAUUUUACUUUAGAAGACGUGCAGGCCCUCAAAAGGCAGUAUGAGCUUUAAAUAAAGAUUAUUGUUAUAUUUCUUCCAUGCAUAUAUGUGUCCCAGUAAUGCUAAUGAGAUGGUAUUGUAAUAGAGUUGCAUGGAUAAAACCUGGCUUAGAAAAGAUCCCUUGGUCUGGACUAUAAACUAUUUUACUUAUUUUUAUACAUAGAACACAUAUAUUCUACAAUCUGCUUUUUAUUAGUUGUAAAUAUUUUCUUAUGUACCAGAGCUAACAUCUUUAUAUUUAAUAAUAAGUAUAUCUGGAACUCGUUAAGAUGCAUUUUAAUUUAUAUUAUACAUUUUCUUUUAAUAACUGACUUGUUAAAAUUUUGAGUUAAAUUACACUUCUUUGGGUAUGAAGGAGUCCUGUUAAGUUUGAUAGAAAUGUAUUUCUUUACAGUUCAUUUUUAAAAGUGAAAAUCAUUAAGUGAUUGAUUAUUACAUCACUUUUAUUUCCUGCUAAGAUAUAUAUAUAUCCCAUUUUAUACUACUUGUGGAUUACAGGCCUCUAAGAUGAAAUGUAACACUUAAGUCUAUAAUAUGAAAUGAUUAUUAAAUAAAUUGUGAUUAUUAAUUUAGA